CAACUUCUCAACAGUGAACAUUCCACUCUUAGCCACUUUGGCAGUUCUUGCCGAUAGUAUAAAGACUGAUAUAGUGCAUAUAUUUAUUAAAAAAAAAAAUUUAGAUCAUCAAAGAAAAAAAAAGGGUCGAGAUGUCGACCUCGGCGAUUUACAUUCUCGACGUUAAGGGCAAGGUCCUGAUAUCGAGAAAUUAUCGUGGCGACAUUGAAACGGGUCUUAUUGAUAAGUUCAUGCCCCUGGUGAUGGAGCGUGAGGAGGAAGGAAAUUUAACGCCGAUAAUCCAAACACCCGAAUGUACUUACUCUUACAUAAAAUACAAUAAUCUCUAUUUAGUGUCAACAACCAGGAAGAACGCAAACAUUUCACUUAUCUUUGUCUUCCUGCACAAAGUCGUGCAGGUAAUGAGCGAAUAUUUCAAGGAACUCGAAGAGGAGAGUAUUAGGGACAACUUUGUCGUUAUCUACGAACUUCUCGAUGAGCUCCUUGACUUUGGUUAUCCGCAGACAACCGACAGCAAGAUUCUUCAGGAGUACAUCACUCAGGAGGGUCACAAACUUGAGAUUCAACCACGAAUUCCCAUGGCCGUCACUAAUGCCGUCUCAUGGCGUUCCGAGGGCAUCAAGUACCGCAAAAACGAAGUUUUCCUCGACGUCAUCGAAUCGGUAAAUCUUCUCGCCAAUGCAAAUGGCAAUGUUCUAAGUUCGGAAAUUGUCGGUGCGAUAAAAAUGAGAGUUUAUCUUUCGGGAAUGCCCGAGCUGAGACUUGGACUGAAUGACAAAGUUCUCUUUGAAUCGACGGGUAGGGGAAAAUCAAAGUCCGUUGAACUUGAGGACGUGAAAUUUCAUCAGUGCGUUCGAUUGUCGAGAUUUGAGAAUGAUCGGACAAUAUCGUUUAUUCCGCCCGAUGGGGAAUUUGAACUCAUGUCCUAUCGUUUAAAUACUCAUGUGAAGCCAUUGAUUUGGAUUGAGUCAGUGAUUGAGCGUCACGCUCACAGUAGAGUUGAGUAUAUGAUCAAAGCGAGAUCGCAAUUCAAGCGAAGAUCAACGGCGAACAAUGUGGAAAUUGUGAUUCCAGUGCCAAACGAUGCGGACUCACCGAAAUUCAAGACGACCAUUGGCAGUGUCAAGUACUCGCCUGAGCAGAGCGCCAUCACAUGGUCCAUUAAGUCAUUCCCCGGUGGGAAAGAGUAUUUGAUGAGGGCACACUUUGGAUUGCCAUCGGUUGUUAGCGAGGAUGUCGAGGGCAAACCGCCCAUUCAGGUGAAAUUUGAAAUACCUUAUUUCACCACUUCGGGAAUACAAGUGAGAUAUUUGAAAAUUAUCGAAAAAAGUGGCUAUCAAGCUCUACCCUGGGUUCGGUACAUUACACAAAAUGGUGACUAUCAACUGCGAACUAAUUAAAAUUUCAAUUGUAGUUUUUUUCCACCCCCAAAAACAAGGCUGUGGAGUUUUAUUCCCAAUAAUUUUCAACAUUCAGUUUCUUGAAAGUGGGAACAAAUGAGGAAUUUUUUCUACAUCUUGUACAGGUUUUUAUAGUACUUGGAAUGCUAAAAAAUACAGUCAAAUCCUAGUUCAAGAGACUAAAUUUUCCUUCUCUUGAACUCGAAACCAAUAAUCAUAAUAAUCAAACUAAAAAGCCACAAACAAUAGAAGAAAAAGAAUAUAAUCAAACUAUAUGUCUUAUUAUUAAAACCAUUCGGACGUUAAAGACUUUACCAUAACUAUGUCUAAUUCAAUUUGUAAUUUUUUUAAUUACUCAAAGAUUCUUAACACUUUUGUUAACUUCUUUCUUUGUUAUUUAUUAAUUAUUAAAUAUUUAAACGAAAUUGUUAUGAAACGAAAUUUUCUAAAAGAAAAUAUAAUUUUUACUAUUUACAAAU
Messenger RNA from Leptopilina heterotoma, 1879 nucleotides. It is a transcript of the gene AP-1mu, whose product is annotated as AP-1 complex subunit mu-1-like. NCBI's taxonomy places the organism in Eukaryota, Metazoa, Arthropoda, Insecta, Hymenoptera, Figitidae. Gene Ontology annotation, molecular function: clathrin-cargo adaptor activity. Gene Ontology annotation, biological process: intracellular protein transport; vesicle-mediated transport. The record is from RefSeq and is a predicted model, not a curated record. The transcript is spliced from 2 exons. Bases 132 to 1400 code for a protein of 422 amino acids. Gene Ontology annotation, cellular component: clathrin-coated vesicle; clathrin adaptor complex.